CUCCAAUUUAUUAUUGUUGUCUGAUCGUCAAGGCUCAACGUCAAUUGACCCAUAUCUUCUUCCUUCAUUUUCCGGUUCACUCUUCCUUGCCUGUUGCAUCCAUGGACUAAGUCGUUACGAGUCCUGCAAUUCCCUUACACCACAAUGCCCUCUGUCGUUGCAACUGCCUCUGCACCUCACCUCCGCGUGUCCGCCGCAAAGCACCAGGGCGAUAAGUCCUCAUCGGAUGCUCAACCAUCGACGAGAAUUCCAACCCCGGAGCAGUCGACGGUCGAAGAUCAAUUCUUCUGGACCUAUACUGAGGAGCCUCAUCGGUCGAGGCGGCAGGCGAUCAUCAAGGCUCAUCCAGAGGUAACCAAGCUCUGCGGGCCUGAGCCUCUCACUAAAUAUGUCGUUCUGGGCGUUGUUACCCUUCAGAUUUGCUGCGCAUAUCUCCUUCGCGACACAUCAUUCUUUUCAUGGCGAUUCUGGGCAACAGCGUACAUAAUUGGGGCAACUGCAAACCAGAAUCUAUUCCUUGCGAUCCAUGAGAUCUCGCAUAAUUUGGCCUUUCGUUCAGCAAUGGCUAAUCGGUUGUUGGCCAUCUUCGCCAAUCUUCCAAUUGGGCUGCCAUACAGUGCCGCAUUCCGGCCAUACCAUCUCACACAUCACAAAUCCCUCGGCGUCGCGGGCCUCGACACCGACCUCCCCACCGCUGUUGAAGCUUUCUUCCUAGAUUCCCUCCUAGGCAAGGCAUUCUUCUGCACCUUCCAGAUUUUCUUCUACGCCGUCCGCCCCAUGUUCAUCUACAGUCCUCCAUUCACCUACAUCCACCUAGUUAACCUCAUCACUCAACUCUCCUUCGACUAUGCCCUCACCAAGUUCUGCGGCGGCUCCCUCCAGCCAGUACUCUACCUGCUCCUCAGCUCCUUCCUCGCCGGCUCUCUUCACCCCUGUGCCGGCCACUUUAUCGCCGAGCACUACUUCUUCUCCCGGGUGGAGAGUGGCGGCACAGAAAGCAUUCAUGAGCAGAAGAAAAUGCGGGAGGACGGCGGAGCCAGCAAGCAAAAGCAGCAACCGCACCCUCUAGACUCCCUUCCGCCACCAGAGACAUACUCCUACUAUGGCCCCCUCAACAUGCUGACAUACAAUGUCGGCUUGCACAACGAGCACCACGAUUUCCCGGCCAUCCCGUGGACGAGGCUCCAUGAACUUCACCGCAUCGCGAAAGAGUUCUACGAGCCGCUCCCCUGCCACCGCAGCUGGGUCUGGGUCAUCUGGACUUUCAUCCUGGAUAAGAAUGUGGGCUUGUGGUGCCGUGUCAAGAGAGCGCAGGGCGGUCGUCUCGUUGGUGGAGGCGGGAAUGGCCGAGCGGGGGAGGGGAUAUCUGCUGUUUCGGCCGGAACGGACGAAGGAGGAGAUGGUUGGAAGGAAAGCGAGAUUCAGAAUUGAUUUCUGAAGUACCUGUAUCACCAAGUGUACUCUCGACACGAACUCUUUCCAAGUUAUGCGGACGUGAAAGGGUGGACUGGAGCCACUUGAUUUGGCAACAACUUCCGAAACAAAGUGUACAUCUAUUCAGGGCCCAGUUACUCCACAUUCAGAACGACUACUGUCUUACAUAGAUUACAAGGGAUAAUAAUAAAUACUGAAAAACUGACAAGAAAGGCAUCUGCAAUGAAGGAGUUUUUGAAGAAACAUUCAUUGACAUUUCAGUAACGUCAUCAUAAUGUACCCGAUACAGCCUGGCUAUGAGCGUGUCGAGAAU
Molecule: messenger RNA, 1747 nt
Organism: Aspergillus novofumigatus IBT 16806
Lineage: Eukaryota; Fungi; Ascomycota; Eurotiomycetes; Eurotiales; Aspergillaceae
Product: sphingolipid delta(4)-desaturase family protein
Exons: 3
Coding region: 145-1431 (428 amino acids)
Biological process (GO): ceramide biosynthetic process
Cellular component (GO): membrane
Molecular function (GO): sphingolipid delta-4 desaturase activity
Source: RefSeq, a predicted model, not a curated record